Messenger RNA from Phaedon cochleariae (mustard beetle), 2618 nucleotides. Lineage: Eukaryota; Metazoa; Arthropoda; Insecta; Coleoptera; Chrysomelidae. The record is from the annotation of a GenBank genome assembly.
CAACACCUACCGGGAAAUGGAUUCUCUGGUGUGAUUCUCAAACAAGCGUUAGGCGUUAGGCAACACAUGAUACAAUGUUGUAUGGUGACUAGUCUGCAAUCUGCAUAACUCCGCACGAUAUACGAAACGCGCAUUUUUCAAUGAUAAUUUAAAAAUGAAACUUACGCAUUUUUGAGAAAAUUGACCCCAAAAUUAUAUUGAAGCGGUUCAUUUUCGAUAGACAAACAGCCCAACACUAAUAACUACAUCAUUUUAAUGGAUACAAAAGAUUAAUUAAUCUAUGUUUCUAUGUCACUAUAAGCUUAUCAGUCCUUUCACUUAAAUAAAUAUUUGGCAUUCGAAUUUUUUGUACUAGUUUCUGAUGUUGGGAUAGGUAUUGAAGGGAUUAAGAAUGCACCAGUGAAAUAUUGGGAGUCUACAGUUUGUAUACCCGAAAUAACUUUUCGAAUAGUUCUAUAAAUAUCUCAUUAGGUCGAGAUUCAAAGAGAAAAUACAUACAAUUUUAUAUAAAUAGAACAUUUCAAGAUGAGCGUUCUUCUAAACAGCAACAAUGAUUGCAUGCUAUUUCAAAAGUAUUGUGAAGAAGCAAUCGGUGAUUUGACAGCCGAACUUGUUGGACAAUUUGAAGCAGCUAACGAUGAGCAAUCCAGAAUCCAACUCUUGUACUCAUCCACACUGAAACUUCCCGUAAUAUUGAAGCAAAAAAAUGGUAAAGAUCUUAAUGAGGCUCAGGAACAGAAAACAAAAGGAAAUGCUUAUUUUGCUAGGAAAGAUUAUUCAAAUGCUCUGAAAGCCUAUAACACUGGUAUAGUGAAGUGCCCCCAAGAUUCAGGCGAAUCUCGAGAGUUAUUAGCGAUACUGGUAUCGAAUCGCAGUGCGACUUAUUUUGAACAGAAGGAGUAUAAGAAAGUUUUCAACGAUAUCGAUUACCUCUUGGAAGUAGGCAGUUAUCCCACACAUUUGAAGUACAAAAUAUGGCUCAGAAAAGCCAAAUGUUAUGACGCAUUGCAGAACGAAAGACUUGCCUCUGAAUUUUAUAAUGAAGCAGUGAAAAGUCUGAAGAAUAGCAAACUCGAUGAAGCAACGAUAGAGAGCAAAUUGAAAGAAAUUGAGAAAGCAAAAAAUUCGGAGAAUCAGGCAGUAGUAACUAGAAAUGAUCUAGUGCCAGCAUUCAUUGUGGAUAACUUUGUUGGAGGCAAAGAGUAUAUGGCAGCUAGCCCAAAAAUAACUUUCGAACAAGACAGCUACCAAGGAAGAUACGCCAUAGCUAUCGAAGACAUUGAUACAGGAACCAUUAUUGUUGAAGAAAAUCCCCAUUCUUCGGUCCUCGAUUUUAAUCACUCAUUAACAAACUGUCAUCAGUGUUUUGUAGCUGUUGAUCAACCAAUCGCUUGUUCAACGUGCGCUAAUGUAGUGUUUUGCAGCACAAUUUGCGAAAGAUUGGCGAAAAAGAAUUUCCACAGAGUAGAGUGUCCCAUUCUAGAAUGCCUUCUACUUUCAGGAGCUUCUGUGAAUUGUUGCUUGGCAAUCAGGAUCAUCAGCCAAAGGAACUAUUCCUAUUUCGGCGAUAAGAAACACAAGCUCGAGGAUUACUUGGAUGAUAAAUGUGAGAAAAGUGUUAUAAAGAAGAAAACUUAUCGUUUUGAUGACUACGAUAAUGUUUUUUUUCUGUGUCGCAAUGAAUGUUCAAGAAAGAAAGAAGAAUUGCUGCAUUAUACUUGCAUGGCUAUAUUUUUACUUCGCUUAUUGAAAUUUGGAAAUUACUUUCCUUUCGAAACUGAAGAUGGAACCCUGAGGAAAGAGGAGAUUUACAUUGGAAGUCUUAUCCUGAGGCAUCUGCAGUUUCUUCAAUUCAAUGCACACGAAGUGUCGGAACUGAAGAAUUUAGAUGAAGCAAUAAACGUUAAAGGGCUCAUGACUAAAUAUGAAAAUGCUACUAUUGGAGCAGGGUUAUAUCCCACAUUAGCCCUGUUUAAUCAUUCUUGUGAUCCCAGUAUAGUCAGGUACAAUAUGAAGAAUAAAAUGAUUGUUCGCUCAAUAAAACCGAUAAAAGCUGGUGACAUAAUCUACGAAAACUAUGGCCCACUUUACAUGUCGAUGCCAAAAGAGAAGCGACAAGAGAUCUUGAAAAGCAACUAUUGGUUCGAAUGUUUGUGUACACCCUGUACAGAGAUAUGGCCUAUGUUCGAUGAAAUGAGAGACAAUGAGUUGAGGAUUGCUUGCAGAAAUGAAAGAUGCCCAUAUGUUUUUGUUGUACGACAAGAUGAUGACCCUUUCCUGACUUGCGAAUACUGUCAUUCUGUUACUACGAUUUUCCCUCAUCUGAAAGGUCUCAUGGUUCUGGAUGAGAUACUUCCAGAGGCAGAAAACUUAUUCAGCGAUGGACAGUUUGAUAAUGCAAUGAAGAAAUUUAUCAAGGGUCUAGACAUUUUAUUCAAGUACACCAAACCGCCUCAUCCUGAAAUUAUCAAAGUACAACAGAGAAUUCGAAUUUGUAUGAUUCAUUCAGGAAAUAAGGCUUGCGAUUAUAAAAUUGAUUUGUGAUAUCUUUUCUUCUUCCCAUUUCCACUUGAACAUAAUUACCAUAAUUAUUUCCUGAACUCCAGUGUAAUUUUGUA